ACACACACACACACACACACACACACCUCACUCUCAAUCCACAGCCAAUAAGGGCCGGAUGAGCUCAAGUAUCACUAUAACACAAGGACUUAUUCUCUGAGCGGAGCCUGCAGAUUCUUACAGACCUUCAUCUUCAUCGUCCAAGGAGCUUCUCUUCCUGAGUGUUCUCAUACUGAAGAAGUGAAGUGACCAUCCACCAAAUAUACAGAGUGCUGAAGUGCCGGUGUGAAGUCUGCUGUCACCAUGUCCGACACUGAGGAACUGGAUCAUGUAGAGGACGAGGAAGCCCAGGAGGAGGUAGUAGAAGUAGAAGUAGCCCCUGAGGCGGAGGCCCAGGUAGAAGCAGAGCCAGAGGUAGAGCCUGAACCAGAACCAGAGCCAGAGCCAGAGCCACAGGAGGUGGUGCAGCGAGGGGAAGAGGAAGACGCCUAUGAAGAGGAAGGGGACGAGGAUGAUCAAGAUGAGGAGAAGCCGAAGUUCAAAGCUCCUGCUCCAAAGAUCCCUGAUGGCGAGAAAGUGGACUUUGAUGACAUCCAUAAGAAACGUCAGAACAAAGACCUGUAUGAGCUGCAGUCGCUGAUCGACGCUCACUUCGAGUGCAGGAAGAAGGAGGAGGAGGAGCUCAUUGCGCUCAAAGACAGAAUUGAGAAGCGUCGCGCUGAGCGAGCCGAGCAGAAGAGGGUUCGCGAUGAGAAGGAUAAAGAGCGGCAGGCCAGGCGGGAGGCUGAGCGGCAGAAAAGGGAGGAUGCCGACGCCCACAGGAAGGCUGAGGAUGAAGCCAAGAAGAAGAUAGCGCUGAGCAACAUGGGAUCAGGCUACAGCAGCCAUCUGCAGAAGAUUGACCAGAAGAGAGGCAAGAAGCAGACUGAAAGAGAAAAGAAGAAGAAGAUCAUGGCAGAGAGAUGCAAACCGCUGAAGGUUGACGAUUUCAGCGAGGAUAAACUGAGGGAAAAGGCAAAGGAGCUGUGGGAGUGGCUGCACAACCUUGAGGCGAUUAAAUACGACCACUGCGAGAGUCUCAAGAGACAGAGAUAUGAGGUAAUCUCUCUCAGAAACCGCAUCGAUGAGCUGCAGAAACACAGCAAGAAGGGAGCCGCCUCGCGUCGCAGGAAGUGAGCGGCUGAGUGACGGUCAGCCCCGACAGGAGGCACCUCUACUCGGGUACCAGCGCCUCAGACCCCCCCUGCCCAUAGACACCCGGAGCUCCGGAACAACUGGAUGUCUUAUGUCUGAUUGAGUCAAAUCUUUUUUCUGGAUGAAUUUAGCUCUAAUAAAGAAAUUUAAAAAAAAAUGU
Perca fluviatilis (European perch) is the source of this 1294-nucleotide messenger RNA. Its product is annotated as troponin T, fast skeletal muscle isoforms-like. The transcript has 17 exons. Gene Ontology annotation, cellular component: troponin complex. The coding region runs from base 244 to 1116 and encodes 290 amino acids. NCBI's taxonomy places the organism in Eukaryota, Metazoa, Chordata, Actinopteri, Perciformes, Percidae. Gene Ontology annotation, biological process: regulation of muscle contraction; sarcomere organization; muscle contraction. Gene Ontology annotation, molecular function: tropomyosin binding; troponin I binding; troponin C binding. The record is from RefSeq and is a predicted model, not a curated record.